AUGGCACCCAGAGCACGGCUCGGCAUCAAGCCCACCGGGACCGUUUACCCAGCCUGCCAACAUGAUAGCCUUGAACUGUGUCAAUUGGAGGAGGGCAGCGGGAAAAUUGCCAAUUCCUCAUUAAUAGAUGCACACCUACGGACCUGUCGUUCUGAAGGGGAACUCUUUGCAGCUGCUGUGAAUACCACUCAGGCGGAUAGAUGUCUCUCAUUUGAGGAUUUGGUUUCCCUGCCAAAUACACAGUGGGCCGGAGUUUGGCUGCCUGAGGCCUUCGUGGCCUACCCAAUGGACGUGGAUCUGCAAUCCAUUCUGCUGGCGUAUUUCUAUGGCCUGAGACUGAAUAUCGUAAGUGCCUUUUCUCUCCCUCUCUCCACAACUUUUUAG
Dibothriocephalus latus is the source of this 384-nucleotide messenger RNA. NCBI's taxonomy places the organism in Eukaryota, Metazoa, Platyhelminthes, Cestoda, Diphyllobothriidea, Diphyllobothriidae. The record is from the annotation of a GenBank genome assembly.